AUGUCACUUCGUCCGAAGAGAAUUGUGUUUGACAGAACUUUUCCUGAAUUCAAGCAAGAUUUAGAACGCUUGUUCAAUUUUACGGGUUUAGAUCAGGUUUCUGGAAUGAAUAUGUAUCAAUCUUUACCUAACAAAAGAUUGGUUUAUGAUAUGUGUACUUCAUCUCCUAAGCCUCAUACAAAUAAAUUAUUUAAUGCGAUCGCCGACUUUUUGACUCAGUAUACUAUAAAAAUCAGAAGGUCAAUUUUGGACCAUGAUGAUGUAGUCAGUGCAUAUGCUAGAGAGUGGGAACACUACAUGAUUGCCUCCGACGUUUCUAGCAAGAUAUGUGAUUAUCUUAACAAACUUAUAUUGAGAAAAGAUCCUAAAGGUCGUAGCGGGACAGACAGGCAUCAUCCUGUUGAAGAUGGAAAAUAUAGAAGGCAAACUAUUCAUGCGCUGGCGUACUUGAUAUGGAAAGAGCGAAUCAUUGACGAUAUAAGGUUGAAGCAUUCUGAUCGGCUUAUGUAUCAGAUAUUCGAACUGAUCAGAAGAGAUAGGGACGGAAAGGAUACAGUACCUAAUGUUGUUGCAGAUGCAAUUAAAUCUCUCGUCGAACUUAAUACUUUAACCGAUAAUAAGCAAUUACAUUUGUAUAAUGAAGUGUUUGAAAAGCCAUAUUUGGAAAAAACUCGACAAUAUUACGCAAGUGAAUCUGCUGAUGUGAUAUCAAAUGAUAACAUUUCUCAAUAUAUGAAAAAGGCCAAUGAAAGAUUAGAGCAAGAAGUGGCGCGCAACCUUAAGUACUGCCAUCCCGAUUCACAUAGUAUUAUAAUCAGAGAGUGCGAAACACAAUACGUGGCUGUACAUCAAUCACGUAUACAUGGCGAAUUUGAAGCUAUGAUUUCCAAUGAGAAAUAUGAAGAUUGUACUAUGGCUUACAAUCUCUUAUCACGUAUAACUAAUGGAGUCAAUCCUUUGUUGGAGAUAUUUGAACGAUAUAUUUCGAACAUUGGAAAAGGAUUGAUUGAGAGAAUGGGUAAUUCGAUAGCUAAGGAUCCUAGAGAAUAUGUGGAGUCACUUAUGGAUCUUCAUAUAAAAUAUAUGAACGUUUGUCAAAAAGUAUUUAUUAAUGAUGCGGCAUUUGUCGCAGCCGUAGAUAAGGCUUUUAGAACAAUUGUUAAUGACACAAGUAUUGCCCAUUCACCCGAAGUCCUUGCCCGUUAUUGCGAUGUUUUGUUAAAGAAAACGCAUAAAGGUGGAUUUAGUGAACAAGAAAUUGAGGAUAAAUUAGAUCGAAUGAUUGUUCUCUUCAAAUAUAUCGAUGACAAGGAUGUGUAUCAAAAAUUCUAUUCAAGAAUGCUUGCCAAGCGUUUGAUAUAUGGUAAUUCUGCAUCUGAUGAAGCAGAAGUUAAUAUGAUUACACGUUUAAAGAUUGCGUGUGGUGUGGAAUACACUAGUAAAUUGCAAAAGAUGUUUACUGAUAUUACGAUUAGCGCGGAAAUAAACAGUAAAUUUUCUGAAUAUACCAAAAAGAAUAGUAUCAAUGGGAAAAAUGUUGAUUUUUCCAUAUUGGUUCUAACGGCUGGUGCAUGGCCAUUAACGCAGUCUUCAAUGACAGAAUUUCAAUUACCGACAGAGUUAGAAAGAAAUGUUUCACACUUUUCGACAUUUUACAACGGUCACCAUAUUGGCAGAAGAUUGACAUGGUUAUGGCAUUUAUCCAAAGCUGAUGUGAAGUUGAAUUAUCUUGAUAAACGUUACGAGUUUUCAGUGUCUCUUCACCAACUCGGUGUUCUACUAUUAUUCAAUAACGUAGAUGCAUAUUCAUUUAGAGACAUACGUGAACAUACGGGGUUGAAUGAUUUAGAGUUGAAGAGGGUCAUGAAGCCUAUGAUUGACUUAUCUGUAUUUCUGGUUUCAACGCCCGGAACAUUGCAAGAUGAUACAGAAAUUAAACUAAAUAUGGAAUUUACAAACAAACGUAAUAAAAUCAAAAUCAGUUCUUCGUUACAAACUGAGACACACCAAGAAAAUGAUGCUACGCGAAGAUCAGUUGAUGAAGAUCGUAAACUCUAUUUGCAGGCGUCUAUUGUUCGAGUGAUGAAAUCGCGUAAAUCCUUGACACACCCAUUAUUAGUACAAGAGGUCAUUAAUCAGGCAAAGUCACGAUUUAAUCCUA
Dentiscutata erythropus is the source of this 2161-nucleotide messenger RNA. The record is from the annotation of a GenBank genome assembly. Lineage: Eukaryota; Fungi; Glomeromycota; Glomeromycetes; Diversisporales; Gigasporaceae.